AUCAGAUAGGCCCAUCACUACCACACCUCAGCUUUUUCCUUGUCGCAUGCUUAGCUAUGGCUACCGAAAGGACCAAAAACUCCAACACUCCUACGCUUCAUGGUAUGUCUGCAUAUUCACAGCCGGGCUGUGGAUCUCUGUCUGAUAUCACACCGAUCCUCUUGACUCGAAUUGACGGAUGUUUGUUUGUGCACUGACGUCAUUACGCCAGAAUCAGCCAGAGCUGUGGAAGCUGAUGCGAAGAAUCCCUCCAUCGAUGGUGCUCCACCCCUAGCGAACCGCAAUGGCACCUUAAAGGAGGCUACAAAUGAGGGACAGUCUAAUGAUGAAAGUAAAUCCGGUGCACAUAGAAAAGCUGGCGAUGGGAUGAACUUCUCUGGAGAAUCACAACAAAGUGAUCAGACUACUACAACUAUAACCGCAUCGACUGAAAAGCCGAGCGAUGAGAGACAAUCCGAGCAGCAGAGUACUGGUGCAAAGCGUCAGCGGCGUGAACAUGCGUCAAGCUCGAUGCAAGCUGAUGCCGAGAAUUUAAGCUCCGAGCAUGCACUAGAGUCUACGCCAAAGAAACAGAAGACGAAGGAACAGCAUGUCGCCGUCAAGGACGAAGUGUCGGCUCCUUCAGUUACAAAAUCGAGUCAGCCUGCCAACGGGCCUAAGAGCUCAGCAGGCCGGCCAAAGAGGAGAAAGGACGCGCCGAAGAGGGAUAUUCCCACAGAUGGCAUUGGCAGCCGAACGCGGAGUCGUACCAAAAUUGCUCUUUAAUCAAACAUCACUAUCAGUAACUGAUCUUGCGGUCAUUAGGGCAAGUCUUCUACAGCUACACAGUGAUGAUCGUGUUGCACGUUGACCAGUCUUGAGUCUGCUACUUUUGUUCCUGCGUGAAAUUUGUGCCCAAAGUGUAUGUGGACAUGGCCAAUGUUAAGCAAUAAUCAACUAUUUGAACAGAGUACGCAAGCGGCUAGGGUAUGAAUUCCAAAAGCACCAUAAUCGCUGAAAAUUGCGCUAGGUAGCUUCCAUAGUUAGUGAGAAAGUGGUCAUUUCAUGGGUAGGUAUCAUUGCUACACUAC
Aspergillus uvarum CBS 121591 is the source of this 1070-nucleotide messenger RNA. RefSeq lists its product as uncharacterized. Lineage: Eukaryota; Fungi; Ascomycota; Eurotiomycetes; Eurotiales; Aspergillaceae. The record is from RefSeq and is a predicted model, not a curated record. Bases 367 to 765 code for a protein of 132 amino acids. The transcript has a single exon.